This is a messenger RNA of Coccomyxa subellipsoidea C-169, 2265 nucleotides long. RefSeq lists its product as hypothetical. The transcript is spliced from 13 exons. Gene Ontology annotation, molecular function: protein binding; phosphatase activity. The record is from RefSeq and is a predicted model, not a curated record. NCBI's taxonomy places the organism in Eukaryota, Viridiplantae, Chlorophyta, Trebouxiophyceae, Coccomyxaceae. The coding region runs from base 1 to 2265 and encodes 754 amino acids.
AUGCGCCUGGUGACAGAGAGCCGCUGGUUGCAGCUGCCAUUGCCGGAGUCCGGGCAGCGGCUAACGCCAGAGGAGGUGGACCGGGUUGAGAUGAUGCCCAAAUUCACGCUGAACAACGCUCACUAUUUCUGUGAGACAGCCGACAUCACCCGGCCAUUCCCCAGCAGCCACAGCGUGGACAACCCCAGCUGGGAGUUUGUGUGGAACCGCUGGCUCGCCGCAUCUCUGCGGAAUGGUGUGGUGGAGUCACGGACAUUAGAGGACAACAGGGGCCUGCGUUACACCCUCGUGCUCUUCUCACGGCGGAGCAGGCUGCACCCUGGCAUGCGGUACAUUGCACGGGGGCUGAACAGCUUGGCAUCUCCGGGCAAUGAGAUUGAGUGUGAACAGCUGUUGUGGUUGGCGCCACAGAGCCCGGGCGCUGCGCUGUCUUGGAGCAGCUAUGUGUGGCGGCGAGGAACGGUGCCGAUCUGGUGGGGAGUGGAGAUCAAGUCUGGGGGAGUGGGUGAAGCCACAAUCGUUGUCAGCGCUGACAGACCCUACAACGGCACCAGAAGGUACUUCCGCCGCCUGCAGAAGCGAUACUCGCCAGAGGAUGCCAGCAAGAAGACUGCUUCAUGCAACGGCGAAGAUGUCGCCAAAGAGCCGUCUGAGCUGCAGGGCGUCAACACACCAGUCACUUGCAUCAACCUGCUGCGGUGCAAUAUGCAGAGGAAGGAUGAGCUGCUGCUGUCAGAGCACUUCUCAGAGGGGCUGCGCACUGUGCGCAAGCGGCUGCCUGGCGCGCCUCUGCGGGUCAUCAACUUUGACUGGCAUGGCAUGGUCAAGGACUUGCGCGAGAAGGGUGCUGUAGAGGGGCUGUGGGCACUGCUGGAAACCAUCAUUGCUCAGAGCGACAUUUCUGUCGGCACGCUGGAACCGUCUGGGACUGCUGUGCAAGAGGAGAGCGAGUCUGAAGAGAGGGCGCGCAGCGGUGCUGAUGCCAGCACAUCUGGUGCCACUCCCUGGGGAGACGAAUGGAAGAUUCACUGGCGCAGCCGGCAGUGCGGUGUGGUGCGCUACAACUGUGCAGACUCUCUGGACCGCACCAAUGCAGCCUCCUACUUUGGCGCAGUGCAGGUGCUCUCCGAGCAGUGCCGGCGGCUGGACAUCGGCAUAGAGGCGAGCAGUGCGCACAUAGCGGCGCUGUCAGAGGCCAGGGGCGUCGCACGCAAGAAGCCAGCCUGGAACUUGGACAUCAGCAGCAUCCACCGCCGCAUCAAGGAGGACAUGCGCACCAGCCAGCGCACCAAAACAGGCGCCGGCGAACCGCCUCCGUACAAUGGCGACUCCUCUCUGCCGCCUGGCUGGGAGGCAAGGAAAGAUGAGGUGACAGGGCGCCACUUCUACAUAGACCACAACACCCGGAAGACCACCUGGGUGCGGCCGGCAUCGCCCCUGCCGGCCCCGACAGCGCGCACCCCUGACAGCGCCACUCCAGUGGGAGGCUCCCCCGACGGCUCCUCUGAUGACCUCGCUAGCGCAGCCGACGAUGCCAGCGAGGCAGCAGUGGCGCCGGCAAAUGCGGAGCCGGAUGCAGAGGUUGCUGGCAAACCAGGGGAGCAGCGCUUUGGCCUCUUUGGCCUGAGCGUGGACGAGGUGAGGUCGCGGCUGCGGCCGGAUCUGGUGGCGCAGCACGCGGAGAUAUUCCUGAUCAACGGCGACAUGAACAGCAACCUGUACACGUCGUCGCGCGCGAUGCACAGCGCGAUCCUGUCGCUGCUGCAGCCGGACGGCAGCGGCAUGAGCAAGGCCGGCGUGGGGCGCCUGCAGAACAUCAGCGUCUCCGUGCAGCGCCGCUGGAACAACGUCCUCUCCGACUCCACCCGCCAGACCAUUGUGGAGCUGUUUCUGGGCUUGCGGCUGCCCUCGUAUUUCCCAUCAGCGCGCCUGCCCUUCACCGACACGCUGCCGCUGGACGAGGACAGCGACGCCGCUGAGUCCGACACUGAAGAGCCAUUUGUCAGUGCCGCCAGAUCCCAGGGGUGGAGCCCGGACCUUGUGAACCAGCACACGCUGUUGGAGGCAUCAAGGGAUGCUCCUGUGGAGGAGGCGCCUGCACCUUCGCCGUGGCAGCAGAUCGGCCAGGAGCCGGGUCACAUCCUGGACCAGCUCACUCUCAGUGAUGUGCAGCAGGCGACACAGCCGGUCCUCCCGACUACCAAGGGGGACCUCCCUGUCACCGCCGUCGGCAGCGGAGCUCAAAUGAAGGACAUGCAGAUGUAG